AUGAUAAAAUGGAGUACUCAUUUAUACGUGCAGUUUAUACACAAAAUUUAAUUAAGUGAAUUCAUGUAUAUAAUCGUUGAUAAGUGUAACUAAUAAGUAAAAUAUCUCUAAUACAAAUGUGAUUAUCAAUGUAGUAUAGUUAAAUCCGGCGGAUACGUAGUGGAAAGUGCAUUUUUCGUCGGUGUCAAAGAGGAAUAGAGCGAACGGAACAGAGGCCGACGGUGUCCAUGCGAUGCUGUGGUGAGAUGAAAAGCAAAGAGACGCUAUGUGCCGCUUAAAGCGAUGGACACAUACGACUUGUUCGGGGAAGAUGGAUCUGGAAUGUUGGAAGGUCUGCCCGAAUUGGGCACUGAUCACUUCGACCCUGCGGUGACGGGAGCACGAAAUGCAACAUCGGCCUAUACCCAGCCCACCUACUCGCAAGAGACGCCUCUUCAAAAAUUGGCUUCCUUUGGUGGUACAGACUUUAAUCACAUGGACCCUAACGCGCAAAGUAUGUACGCUCAGGGAUACGGCACAGACAGACCGAUGGGACCUCCGGGAGGUGCCUAUCCCCAUCAGAGACAAAUGGCGAGACCACCGGCGCCCCCACAAGCAGCAACAGGAGCUCAGUAUCCGUACCAAACGGACAGCAUGUACUCGAUGCCAGAUCAUCAGCUAGGAAAUAUGGAUGCGACCAACAUGCAACAGUGGGGUCAACACGCGGCCGCCGGCUAUCCGAUGCACCGAUACGGCCAAAUGAGCGGGUACAGACAGCAACCCAUGCCUGCAUACGGUCACCAGCAGGAACCCAAGCAACAGUUUCCACCCGCGCAACACCCAAUGAUGCAACAACCGCACCAAGGCGGUUACCAAAUACAACAAAGACAUGCACCGCAUUAUCCUCAAGCGGGUGCAGGUUAUCCGACUGCAGCAACAGGGCAAGGAUACAGCAGUUACAUGCAUCAGCGCUUACCCCAUCAUCAUCAGUAUGGCCACCAGUUGGAUAUGGACGUCCCAACACCACCUCAGUACAGCCAAAUGAGCCAUGCUCAAACACUCGCUGGUCACCCAUCUUCUCACAACGUACCAACGUCGGGGCACAUGCCACAACCUCCCCAUCCAGGACACGGUCCCACGCAAGGUCACCCAAGUGCUCAGCAGUUAGCUGCCCAGAAUCCGAUGGUUCAUCCUACUUCCAUGAGCUACAGUCAGACGCAUCAGACUAUGCAGUCCAUGCAAAGGCCUCUGGAUGUUCAGCCACCUCCUCAACAGUUCUCGUCGAAACAUUCUGCUAGCACGUUAGGAAAUGCAAGUCCGCAAUAUCGGGCGCCUUUCCCACAAUUAUCUCCUCAAACUCAAAUGUCACCUAGACCACAAAUGUCACCGAGACCACCUGCGCCACAGAUGUCUCCGAGGCCUGUGAUGUCGCCGGCGAAGCCUAACAUGUCUCCUCAUCCCCAAAUGCAGCAGACGACGCUUAGUCCUCGGCCAGCAACAAGCCUCACUCCAAAAACAACAACAGCUUCUCCUGCUCCCAUUCCGGCAUACUCUCAGCAAAGUACACUGCAAGCCUUGGAGCAGAUGGUUAUGCCACCAUCAAGUACAAAUACCACCGAAUACCCCACUUAUCAGCAACAAAGAAACACUCUUGGGCCACCCCAAACACCUCAAAAUCCUUUGUCACCUGCGAUGAGUAUCAGAAAUCAAAUGGCUGACCAACAGUGGUCCCCGCAUCCUCCUAGACAAACGUCACAUGUCCCCAACAUAAACGGUCCACCUUUGGGAGUUAUGGACCAGGGUCAAAUACCGACAAGUCAAAGUAUACCUUCGACUCAAACGUUGCCUCCUUCGACGAAUUUAUCAAAUACUAGUGUCCCUACUGAUUCCAGUAUGACCGCAAAUUUUGGCAGUAAAGAUUUACGUAAUGAAAUCAGUAAACCGCCUAUAUCAAUGCCUCCCGAAAUGCCUACGUCUCAGGUGCGCGAUCCGACGCCUCAAAACGUAACGGUUAGCUCACAGAACGACUUCAGUUCAGUGCAAUCGCCUACGACUAGUUUACCUGAUAAAUUUCCAAGUAGCACUACGAAUACUGAUUUAAAUUUACCGACUUCUGGGAGUAACACGAUUUCAUCGCAUCCCCCAACUCCGACACCUUCAUCGACUACAGAUGAUAACGUAACUAAUACGCAAGACAUAAGUCUUCCCUCUAACGACUGCAAUAAAACUCAUGAUGAAAUAUCUAACACAAACUCAACGUCUCAACAACCCUCUCAAAGUCAAACCAAUACAACGAACAGUUUCACAGAUUUCAAUUGUGUAUCUAGUAUGUCGGGCUAUCCAAGUGAACCAACGCCGCCGAAAGCUAGCAAAAUGGAUGAUUUGGUUCAAUCAAACGUGCCAAUGUUCAGUCAAGAUAAUUCUGUAUCUCAAGAUUCCUUGCCGGAAGUAAACAAAGAUCUCGGAUCUGUUAGUUUACAAACGUCGCCAAUACAGACUUCUAUAAGUUUACCGACGUCUUCUGUGCAAACGAAUGUUAGUCAGUCGCAACAAACACAUCUACAAACAGUUGGUGCUACAAGUCAGCCGCAAGCUACUCCAGUGGUUCCUAUACAAGUAGCGAACAAUUCAAUGCCAUCGGUACCAAUGAUGUCUAACCCGCCGCAACAGCAGCCGCCACCAGCACAACAGCCGCCGCCGCCAUCACAACCACCUCAGCAGCAGCAACCUUCACAACUUCCCACUUUGCAAAAUCAGGGACCACCACCACCUCCUAUGCAAAAUCAAACCAAUAUGUCCAACGUACCAAUUCCCACGAGUAAUAUGACUGGAAUACCACAAGGAAAUAUGCAGAAUGUUUCCUCUAAUCAAAUUCCUCCGGUGCCAUCUCACGGACAGAUGCCACCAGUUCCUCAGCAUGCUCAAAGUGGAAAUAUGCCACCACAUACUACUAUUACAAAUUUGACUCCUAGUAAUCAGACUGCUGUGAUGUACGACCAAAAUGCGGGCAUAUUAGGACCUAACGGAAUGCCCAUGGGUGCACCUAGAGGAAUGGGUCCGGGAAUGCCUCACGGUAUGCCUCCCAUGGGUCAUCCUGGCAUGACCAUAAAUAUGGGUCAUCCUAUGAUGUCCAACAUGAACGCCGGUCAUGGCAUGAUGCCGCCAGGGCCCGAGAUGGGAUACCAGCCUCCAAUUAGUCACCACCAGGAGAGAGCUGCUCUACAGCAACAGCUCCAAGAAUUGUAUUGUAUGCCACCUGCUCCUGAACAUCAAGAAAAAAUCGCACACUUACAAGAGAGGCUAAACAUUCUUAGUCAACACGAAGCUACUGAGCAGUGUAACGGAGGUCCUCAAUGCGUUUUACAAAGUCCGCUCUUUACAUCUCCAAUGAUCGAUAGUCCUCAAGUUUCAAGUACGACCGGAAGAGGUCGGGGUAAAGGUGCACAACGUGCUAAAAAGCCAAGACAAAAGAAAGGAGAAAAGGCGGUGUCACCUGUUCAUAUGUCACAGAGUAUGAAUAUGAUGAUGCCAGCUCAACAACUUCCAGUGUCUGAAGAUUGUGUAACACCUGGCGCUGGGUUAAAUAUCCCGUCCAGUGAAAUGUCAGAGAUAACUGAGUUAUCUGUGGAUCCAGUUACGGGUGAAUUCGAUGAUAAGAAAAAACUUAAAACUCCGAGGAAACCAAGAGAACCGAAGAAACCAAAGGAACCUAAAAUGCCCAAAGAAGCAAAAGCUCCAAAGUCUCCAAAAGAGAAAACGAAAGAAAGAAAAAAACGCGAACCAAAAGAUCCAAAAGUUAAAAGAAAAUAUGUACGAAAAAAGAAAUUGGACGGUUCAGAAGAAAGUGCAACCGACGAAUCUUUCAAUAAAGGUUAUGACAAUGAACAUCAAAUGAUUUCUUCUGAAGUAUCGACGGAAGAACAUGGGGAUGAUUCGAACACACCCGAUUCUGGCGACGUUACGGAGUCUGUUACUCUUAAUCUUCACUCGGAAGAAAUACAAGCAGAUUCGUCACAACCUUCCGACAUCUUGCAUCUUGAUGGCGUGGAAGUAGAAAUUAAAAAAGACGAAUAUACUUUUGAAGAUCAACCUACUAGCCCACAAGAGUUGGGCGAGAUACCUAGAAAACAUAGGAAAACUAAACCUGGUGCCAAGAAAGUAAUAUCGACUAAAGCAAAAAGCAAAGCAGGUCUCGCAAAAGGACGAAAACGGAAGGGAAUGGUUCAAGAAUCAGAUGGAGAAGGUGAAGAUCUAGUGAGCACUCCACCUCCGUCACCACCAGAGGAUCCCGAAAACGCAAUUCAUAAAAGACGAUCUGCGAGGAAUACUCAACGAAAGAAGUAUAUCGAUGACGUCAUGUUGCGGUUUUCGGACGAUGAAUCUCCAGUUGUGCCCAAUAAAAAUAAAAAAGGAGGAAUACCAUCAACUCCACCUGUGCCUUUGUCUGCUGGCACACCAGGUGUUCAGGGCGAAGAUAAUUCUGGUGAUGGCAGUAAUAAAAUGAACUUCGUUUAUGUUAAUACUACGGACGAAGAUUCUAUGGUUGUACAACACAUAUUAUCGUCUAGAAUUACGAAGAAACCUAGAAAAAUCGAACUGCCAUCUGAAGAAAAAAUUGAAGAAGAUAAAACAAUCGAGGAAGAAAAGAGUGAAGAAGUUGAUAUCGAAGGAAAAGAAGACGAAGAAGUGGACAAACCCCCACCCGAACCAAAACUUGAAGGUGAACAGCAAGAAGGUGAAGAAUCUGAGUUAGUCGAUGUGGAGGAAUACUACGUAAAAUAUCGUAAUUUUUCCUACUUGCACUGUGAAUGGAAGACUGAAGAAGAGUUAUACAAAGGAGAUAAAAGGAUUGCGAAUAAAAUUAAACGAUUCAAGCAAAAACAAGCACAAAAUGUUAACAUAUUCGAAAAUUUAGAAGACGAACCCUUCAAUCCGGAUUACGUGGAAGUCGACAGAGUAUUAGAUGUUGCCGAACAUACAGAUCCGACCACUCAAGAAGUAAUCAAACACUAUCUUGUAAAAUGGCGAGCUUUGCAGUAUGAAGAUUGUACUUGGGAGUUGGAAGAAGAUGUCGAUCCAAUAAAAAUUGAACAAUUUAAAAAGUUCCGACAAAUGCCACCCAAAGAUAAAUGGAAACCAAAGAAACGACCUAGUCCUGAUUCCUGGAUGAAACUCGAAAAAUCCCCAAUUUACAAAGGUGGAAACAGUCUUAGGGAGUAUCAAUUAGAAGGGUUAAAUUGGCUGUUGUUUUCGUGGUACAACGGAAGGAAUUGUAUUCUAGCUGACGAAAUGGGUUUGGGUAAAACUAUCCAGAGUUUAACGUUUUUGAAUGCAAUUUGGGAGUACGGCAUUAGAGGACCAUUCUUAGUUAUUGCACCUUUGUCGACGAUACCAAACUGGCAGAGAGAAAUUGAAAGUUGGACUGAUAUGAACGUCAUAGUAUAUCAUGGCUCUGCAGCAAGCAGAAACAUGAUACAAGAAUACGAAAUGUAUUUUAAAAAUGAUAAAGGCCAUCCUAUUAAAGACAUAACGAAGUUCAAUAUUUUAAUCACGACUUUUGAAAUAAUAGUUACAGAUUUCGCCGACUUAAAGGGUUUUAAUUGGAGAAUAUGUGUCAUAGACGAAGCGCAUAGGUUAAAAAAUCGCAAUUGUAAAUUGUUGGAAGGUCUCAGGCAGCUGUCAUUGGAACAUCGAGUGCUUUUAUCAGGAACACCAUUACAAAAUAACGUCAACGAACUGUUCUCGCUUCUUAAUUUCCUCGAACCACAACAGUUCCCUAGUUCCGAUUUAUUUUUACAAGAAUUUGGAGCACUGAAGUCGGAACAAGAAGUCCAAAAAUUACAACUAAUUCUAAAACCAAUGAUGCUAAGAAGAUUGAAAGAAGAUGUAGAAAAGUCGUUAGCACCCAAAGAAGAAACAGUCGUUGAGGUUGAACUAACAAAUAUUCAGAAGAAGUAUUAUCGAGGAAUUCUAGAAAAGAACUUUUCAUUUCUGUCGAAAGGUACUACACACGCUAACAUACCUAACUUAAUGAACACCAUGAUGGAGUUAAGAAAAUGUUGCAUACAUCCGUAUUUGUUGAAUGGUGCAGAAGAUCAGAUCCAAUAUGAUUACAAGAUGGCACAAGGAGAAGACCCUGAUGCGUACUACAAAGCGUUGAUCAACUCUAGCGGUAAAAUGGUUUUGAUCGAUAAGUUACUACCAAAACUGAAAGCGAAUGGUCAUAGAGUUUUGAUCUUCAGUCAGAUGGUACGUUGUUUAGAUAUAUUGGAAGAUUACCUCAUGUUUAGGAAAUACCCGUUUGAACGAAUAGAUGGUAGAAUAAGAGGUAAUUUGCGACAAGCUGCAAUUGAUAGAUUUUCUCGACCAGACUCAGACCGCUUUGUUUUUUUGCUGUGCACUAAAGCAGGGGGUUUAGGCAUUAAUUUGACAGCAGCGGAUACAGUAAUUAUUUACGACAGCGAUUGGAACCCCCAAAAUGAUUUGCAGGCACAAGCAAGAUGUCAUAGAAUCGGCCAACAAAAGAUGGUCAAGAUCUACCGCCUAUUAUGUCGUAACACGUACGAAAGAGAGAUGUUUGACAAAGCAUCUCUAAAGCUAGGUUUGGACAAGGCUAUUUUGCAGAGUAUGAAUACAUCUCAAGGAGGUAAAGACUCUGGAACGAAACAACUUAGCAAAAAGGAAAUUGAAGACCUCCUAAAGAAAGGUGCUUACGGAGCAUUACUCGAUGAAGAAAAUGACGGUGAUAAAUUCUGCGAAGAAGAUAUCGAUGUCAUUUUGGCUCGACGAACUCAAGUCAUUACUAUGGAGUCGGAAAAAGGUUCAACGUUUUCGAAAGCUAGUUUUGCCUCUAGUGCUAACCGCUCCGAUAUUAAUAUCGAUGAUCCUGAUUUCUGGAACAAGUGGGCGAAGAAAGCCGACAUCGAUACUACUGAAAAGGAUGAAACAGAAGAUCUUGUCAUUUCAGAACCUCGAAGACGAACUCAAAUCAAACGAUACGGCCACGACGAGAGCGCCAUCGAUAUGUCUGAACUUGAAAGUUCGUCUGAUUCUGACUUGGAUAAUGAAGGUUUGAGUUUGGGUAUACGUAGUCGUCGAAGUAAACUAAAGAAAAAACGUUUGAGAGGUGACGAUUAUAUUCCACGAGAGGGUGAAAGGGGUGAUAUUGUAUACGGUAGUUGGGCAAGGAGGGAAUGUUUCAUGGUAGAAAGGGGUCUUCUAACCUUCGGAUGGGGGAGGUGGCAAGAGAUUUUACAACACUCGCAAUUACGGAAAGGUUGGAGGGAACAGGACGUAGAGGACUGUGCUCGAGUUAUUUUGCUUUAUUGUCUCCGAUUCUACAGAGGGGAUGAAAAGAUUCGUAGUUUCAUCUGGGAUUUGAUUGCGCCGUCGGAAAACGGAGAGCAGAAAAUCUCGAGGAAUCAUCACGGACUGAAGGAUCCCGUUCCCAGAGGAAUAAGGAACAAAAAUAAGAAGAAAGGGAAAGAUAACCGACAUGCGGCACUUACUGAUCCUAAUCAUUGGAGCAAAAGCGAAAAAUAUGAUGGGGAUAUAUUCUUGGAAAGUAAUUACAAGAAACACCUAGGCAGACAUGCUAACAAGGUUCUUUUACGCGUUCGAAUGUUGUACUACAUCAAGCACGAAAUAAUCGGCGAUCUCGUUCAACACAUCGCAGAUGGAGUUCAUGCAAGUGCCUUGCCGAUAAACCCUCCCGUAACGGAGCAAUUGCCUAGCGAGUGGUGGGAUACGGAAUGUGACAAGUCUCUGCUCGUGGGCACUUGGAAGCACGGCUAUGAAAACUAUAUGGCGAUGCGUGCAGACCCCACCCUCUGUUUCCUGUCCCGCUGCGGCCCGCCCUCAGAUCGAGAGCUCCAGAUGGCAACCUCUAACACGCAACCCAAUACGCCCGCACUUAACGAUGACGACUUAGACGACGAAGAUACGAACGAAGAAUCAAGUCUAAAGUCAAAAAAUCGCGAUGCAUCUGAAGCGAAUUCCGAGGUUGCUGAACCUUCUCCAGGUCCAUCAGCAUCUUCGGAAACACAACAACCUGACGGCGAUGAUCGUGAUGAAGGUUUGGACGAUAAACCAGCAUGGCCUACGAUUACAGAUCUCAACACAAGACUGAGAAGAGUGAUCACUUCAUAUCAGAGAAAUUACAGAAAAGAGGAACAAAAGCUCGCUGCAGCUAAAGCGAAGCCCUCGAUAGAGCCUGCCCUGUCCUCCCCCUUGGCUGCCCUGGCUCAAGUGUCACAACAGUUUGACGUGAGGGAAGCGGCCGCACUUGGUUUGCAAGGAUGGGAUCUACAACAGCUAGCCCUCUACCUGCUGAUGGAGAGACAAGGCAAACAAGCGAUGGAACAAGCUCUAAGAGAGCGUGAGAGAGAACGUGAACGUGCCACUAUUGCUAAAAGGUGGACGAAGCGAGAGGAAGCAGAUUUCUUCCGAGUCGCCGCAUCAUACGGCGUCAUAUACUAUAGAAAGAAGAAAUCUUACGACUGGACUAAAUUUAAACAGUUAGCCCGCCUAGAGAAAAAGGGCGAUGAAGAGCUAACAGAGUAUUACAAACAUUUCGUGAUGAUGUGCAAAAAGCAAACUGGCAUUCAUUCUGAGGAUGGGUCAUACGAUACCAGCAUAGAACAUAUCAGUGAAGAAAAGGCGAGGCGUACAUUGGAAAGGCUAGAACUAUUAUCUAGAAUUCGUGAGGAAGUCCUAACACACCCAAAACUGGACGAGAGAUUGAAAGUUUGUCUGACGUCAGCUGACAUGCCAGAUUGGUGGAUAGCGGGAAAACAUGACAAAGAUCUUCUUUUAGGUGUUGCCAAGCAUGGACUUGGACGAACGGAUUACUAUUUAUUAAAUGACCCGGAUUUGUCGUUCCAAGAAAUCCUUCGAAAAAAGGUAAAUUCAGAGAAUUUAGCUGCAGAAACCAAAGACGCCAUUAAACUUGAGAGCCACGAAGACAUUCUCAAGUUUGAUAAAGACGAGAUCCUUGUCAAACUCGAGAAGGGUGAAGGUACUUUAAAAAUAGAAAAAGUAGCCGUCAAAAAAGAAAGCACUGAAGAAAAGGAUAAGAAAGUUGAGGAGAAUAGCAAAGUAGAAUUAACGAUAGUGAAAAGUGAGAAGACCGAAAAUGAAGAAAAAGUCAAACCGGAAGAGAAACCGAAAGUCGAACCUGAGGAAAUUAUCAACGAGAAGAAAGAAGAUAUUGUUGAGGAACAACCGGACUCUUCUGAAAACAAAACUAUUGAAACGGAAAACACAGAAGAACAAGUAGAACCUAGUGAAGAAGUAGAGACUCCAAAAACAGAGACCAAUGAUCAGCAAGAAAAAGAGGCCACCGUUCCUGAAAAAACUGAAGAGAAACCUCCUCCAGAAACGAAAAAAGCUGAAGAAACGUCUACAAACGAAGUUAAAGAAAAAGUUGAAGUCAAACCACCUAAAACUCAGUUCGAGGAUGAAUCUGAUCUAUGUUCGAAACAAGCCGCUGAACUGAAGGCCAUGUUUCCUGAUUUGGAAGUAAUCCAACCGUUAUCACGGCUAUCCCAAGUAGAUACUUUCGUUUUGCGAGAUAAACAAGGUACUGGUGCUUUGGACUUCAGCGAAACUACAGUUGCACAACUCUUUAACAAUGCAGUAAAGUGGCCAAAAGAGUAUGCAAUCCAAGUUAGACUUCAACAUAUUAUUUAUGCCAUCGAGACGAAAGAAUGGCCUGCCACAAAGAGUUUCUCUGCAUAUGCUACUGGUAUCGGUAACGAAUUCGAUAUUCCAGUUCACGAACUGCCAAACGAUCCUCCGAAACGUGAUUCUUCAACCCCAAUGUCUAUAGGCGAUGCAGAGUUGAUGUCGAUCAGCGAUAGAACUAAUUACAAUAGAAAACGUAAAAGACACAUAGCCAUUGACGUAGAGACAGAGCGAGCAAAAUUGCAUGCAUUGUUGAACAGUAGUCAUAUGACUAAUCCCAAACAUGGGUUAUCUUCAUGGGAUGAAGACUCAGAAGAUUCGCGAAGGUCAACACCAGUACAAUCCAAUUUGCAACCCCCACCAGCUCAUCAACAAACUAGUUCAAGACUACUGGGCAUGUCUUACGAAAAGUACCAUUCCCCCAAAACCAUCGGACAAACGACGGUUAUUCCUGGGACCAGUAGUACCUUGACACCAAUUGACUUAAGUUCAAGUAUAACAAAGUCGACUGAUAAGAAUGUGGAUCUCCAAAAUGAAGUUCAAGACUUUUCGAUGCCUUCAAAGAAACAAGCCGCUUUAGGUGGUGGAGGAAAAUCAGGAAAUAAACUAGACGACACUCUGACAAAACUAAUGAAGAGGAAGAAUUGUCCUGUAGAAGAGCCCGUGGUUGGAAAAGAAAAAAAGCGCCGAAAACUGGACGAGAUCGUUCUUGGUCUUUCGGCGGCAAAAGAACAGUCCCUGUUCCCAGAAUCCUCUAAAAAACCUACAGUUACGCCAAGUGUAACCGUAACACCGACCUCAGCCCCAGUAAGCUCUUCCCAUAACAUGACACAAAAACCUUUUACAAUCACUGUUACUUCCGUUCCUUCUUCAGCUCCUUCCAGUCGUAACAGUUCCAUCCCCAAUAUCCUCCCUUCGGGUAUUUCAAGUUCAAGCACUUCUAAGGAUACUUACUCAUCAUUCCUUGCACAAGCUGAACAGCAGAACCUGUUGAUGAAAAAGCAGCAGCAGCAGCAAAGGAAAAGUUACGAAGCAAUGAUAGCAGACAUUGGAAGUUCUAAAGUAAAUUCUUACUCACAUGAAGCUAAAGUUAAUAAGUGGUUGGCAGAACAGAACGCUGCCUUAGCGGAACAGCCUCUGGGUGCCGACUAUUUAUCGCCACGACGAAGACGUCCGAGGAUAGAUCCGACCUUACUGGACUGGAAAAAGUUGACAGGUGACGAAAAUGUGUCGGUGAUUCACAGAGUGUCUGGGAAAAAACUGACAGGUCCAAAGGCUCCAACGUUGAAGCGCUUGGGUCAGUGGUUAGUGGAAAAUCCUAUGUACGACAUAGAUCCAAAGUGGGCCGAACUGGUGAAAGAGAGGGGCAAUUUAAGUCACGAUUUACAAAAACGCGUACCUGGUGGUAGUUCGAAGAAGACGACGCCCGGCCGACCGCCUUUGUUGUCAAGUCCUACCGGCUCAACGUCGAGCGUCAGUUCAGCGAAUAUAAGUACUUCGAUACCGUCAAGUUUGUCGUUCCCGACUUUAAGCAGCAGCGGUUUAAGCGGAAUCAAUUCAAAUCUGCUGUCAGGGUUGUCCGGUUUAGGUCAGUUUGACCCGAAAAAUAACCCAUUGUUGAUGCCCUUCGCCGGCUUGCCUAACAUGAACGCUCUAAGUUCUAUGGGGAGUUUGGGCAAUUUGACCAACAUGAAUUUGUUUGCCAACUUGGCCGGUUUAGGAUUGCCGGGAUUGGGUGCUAUGGACGCAGCUGGCUUAUCAGGAGAGAAAACGACGUCGAGUAAGAGUAGUAACACCAAAGCGCAAAAGCCUCAAGAAGCGCAUAGUAGUAGCAAGUCGCAGCCCUCUAGUAGCAGUUCGAUUCCAACGACAAAUCCCUUCCCUUUCUUUUUCCCAAACCCGAGUUUACUGUACACUCCUCUGGGGUUAGGAGGUUUGAAUCCGUUUACUCUGCAACCGGGAAUGUCUGCAGCGUAUGACACUCUUGCCCAACAAUGUGGUUUGUUAAAUGGCAGCUUGAACCCCGCUGCUUCGCCAAAUUCGAGUAUGAAAACUAGCAAAUCGAGUAGUUCGAGACCUAGUUCGUCUUCGACGGUGACGACAGCGACGACGUCGUCAACAUCGGGUGUUAAAUCGAUGCGAAGCAGUAGAGAAGCACAAUUGCAGCAGUUACUGCUGCCACCUGACACUCAAAUCCUAGAGACCAUAUCGAAAGCAGCGAGUUCGUUGGACGCGAAUUUGAAACAAGCCAAAGGCGAUAAGAAAGAAGACAAAAGGAAAGCUCUUGAAAGCCUGAGGGGGAUGUUACCGACAGAUUUCACGUCAUCUCCUGACAAGUACAAAGAUAAAAAAGGCAUGCCAGGACUGGCAGAUUUCACAAAACUGCUCGAAGCUCAAACGGGCACCAGUAAGAAAUCGCAGGAACAACAAAUGAAAGAAGCUAUAGAACAGUUGAGCAAAAGCAGUGCGGAACUGACGGCGAAAGCCGUUGGUGAGGACAGCAGUUCAACGAAGAGGCCGCGGGAGUCGUUAGAAUCGUCAGAAACGGCAUCGAUCGAAGAAAACCCGCCCAAGAAGAUGAAAGAGUCGCCAUCACCGCAACCCGAGAAAAGUAGUGUCAAUACAGGGAACGAACAAGAAGGAGUCGAUAUUGAAACGCUGCUGCCACCGUCGACGGUGGUGAAAACGUUGUGCGUCAACGUGGAGAAGUUGCAAGAGAAACCGAAAGAAAAGGACGAUAGUGAAGAGAAGAAGGAAGAUCCACCGUGUCCUCCGAAAGAGGAGGAAGUGAAAGAGGUGGAAGAAAAGAAGGAAGAGGCUCCGCCUCCUCCUGUCGAAGCCCCGCCCGAAAGUCCGCCGAAGAAGAGCACAAAAAGAACGCGAGGGAAGAGGAAAUCGGGGGAACUGCCGCCAAUUGAUCCGGAGGCAAUAAUCGAAAAGAAAAACUUACGUUCGAGUGCUAGUCGGUCUGCUGCUGCGGCGGCCGCGAGGGCAGCGGCGGAGCAAGCGGCUGCUAAGCAAGCCGAAGCAGAAAAUGCACAGAAACUACAAGAUAGUGAAAGUGCGUCGUAAAUAAUACCAAAUUUAUAAAGUGUAUAAAAUUACUAGUGACAAAUUGUGGGUAUUUGGUGGACUGUGAUACAAUUGAACUUGACUUCUAUAGUGACUAGGUAACGACGAUGAUGAGUAUUGCUUUGAAGUUAGUUUGAUGGAACUGAAUAAUUACGCUUCAUGAAAUAUUAUGUAUUCCCAUAUUAAUAACAAUGAAUAUUUUUAGGGUAUAAUUACACUAGUAAGCUUAAAACUUUUGAUGAAAAUUGUAAUCAAACUGUAAUAUUUUAAAUAAGUUUAAAAGAGUUAACGAAAUGAUGCAUCGGAGAGACUCGAAUGUUUUCUAAAGAAAUUUCAUGGGAAAAUUAUGGGAAAACGCUGUGAAAAUGAUAAAACGUCCCGACUAAAAAUGAAAAUUUGUUCAUAUUGCAACUGUUUCUGUAAAUUUAGUCUCGACUAUUCCCAGUCAGGAAUUUUUAUCAGCUGUUCCAGUAAAUUUCCUCAUUACUGUAUUGAUAUUUCUGACUUUAAUUUUUUUACAAUUUGUACAUACAAUAAUUUAGGGUUUUUUCAACAAAACGAUUUUUUUAAUAAUGCAGUGUGAAAAGUGUGUAAAUAAACUUUAGUGUUUUUUAUUUCUUUUCUUUUUUUUUAUUCGAUCAUAUAUGUAUGUUAAAUAGUGGUAUAAGUCUGAUCGAUAUUUAUUAUAAUUUUUACAUUGUCGUCCUGACUUACGUAUUUAUUUUUAUUAUUAUUUUUUGAAUCUGCAUUUAAGUAACUAGCAGUAAAAUGCUAGAGUUUUAGAUCUGUUUUCAUCAUAUUCAACGUGUACAAGUAUCAUAGCAUGGUAGCUCUCUCAUUUAUUGUUAUAAUGUUCAUAUAGAUAAUUAAACAAUAUAAAUGAA
Zophobas morio is the source of this 13619-nucleotide messenger RNA. It is a transcript of the gene kis, whose product is annotated as kismet. The transcript has 11 exons. Gene Ontology annotation, biological process: regulation of gene expression; chromatin remodeling. Gene Ontology annotation, cellular component: nucleus; chromatin. The record is from RefSeq and is a predicted model, not a curated record. Gene Ontology annotation, molecular function: DNA binding; ATP-dependent chromatin remodeler activity; histone binding. Lineage: Eukaryota; Metazoa; Arthropoda; Insecta; Coleoptera; Tenebrionidae. Bases 283 to 12735 code for a protein of 4150 amino acids.